ACUUGUAUAGAUAUCCGUGAAUCCCCUGCAGAAGAAGCCUGCAGACCUCCACUCUCCCCCCGGCCGCGGCAGCUCUCUCUCCCCGCAGACCUCCACUCUCCUCCCGGCCCCGGCUGCUCUCUCUCCCCGCAGACCUGCACUCUCCCCCCGGCCCCGGCAGCCCUCUCUCCCCGCUCCCUGCAUCCAUGCCGCCCGCCACAGACCUCGGCCGGCUCCUGUGCAUCAUCACCGGGGCGUCUCGGGGCUUCGGCCGGGCUCUGGCCACGGAGAUGUCGGCGCUGGUGCAGCCGGGCUCCGUGCUGGUGCUGGCGGCCCGCAGCGGAGACGAGCUGCGGGCCCUGCAGGCGGAGCUGGCCGGCUCCGAGGCCGGCAGAGCCGGGCUGCGGGUGGAGGCGGUGCCUGCGGACGUCGGCCAGACGGCCGGGCUGGAGAACAUCAUCGAGGCGGCCCAAGAGGCCUUUUCUGCAGAUAUCGAUCACGUCAUGCUGGUCAACAACGCUGCCUCCCUGGGCGACGUGUCGCGCUUCACCAAGAGCUUCACCGACAUGGCUGAGGUGGACUCGUACCUGUCUCUGAACGUCAGCUCGUCCCUGUGCCUCACGUCCAGAGCGCUGCAGGCUUUCCCGCAGCGUCCCGGUCUGCGGCGCACCGUCGUCAACAUCAGCUCUCUGUGUGCGCUGCAGCCGUUCCGCUCCUGGGUGCUGUACUGCACCGGCAAAGCGGCCCGGGACAUGACGUUCAGGGUGCUGGCCGAGGAGGAGCCGGACCUGCGGGUGCUCAACUACUCCCCAGGCCCGCUGGACACAGCCAUGCAGGUGGAGGCCCGGUCCCGGACGGCCGACCCGGCGCUCAGGGAGUCCUUCUCAGACAUGUUCUCUCAGGGUCAGCUGCUCAGCUGCCAGGCGUCCUGCGGGAAGCUGCUGAAGCUGCUGCUGGACGACAGCUACGCAUCGGGGGCCCACAUCGACGUCUUCGACGUGUGAAGCCCGGCCGUGUUCCUUCCCUGAUCCUAAUUGAAGUAUACAGUUAAUUGAUGGAUUUUAAUGGAGACGCUCGCAGAGUAGAAAAAAACGCACCAGUCGUCUUUCAGGAAGUCGUCUUCAGCGUCUCUACGCUGCGUUGGAUCUAACCCUGGAUUCACACUGAAAGCGUCACGGGCGUCAUAGGCCGCUGCGGUACUUGCCUUCGCGUGACACCCAUCCUCCCGGGUCACAACCAUCCUCCCGGGUCAGGCUGUUUUUCCAUCUGCUCUGUUUUUCUGAAUUAACAAGUUAAUUAUCUCAGAAUUCCGAGAAAAGUUUUAAUGAAAAAAAAAAUUGCUCUGUUUUUCUGAAUUAACAAGAUAAUUAUCUCAGAAUUCAGAGAAAAGUUUUAAUGAAAAAGAAUAAUUCUGCUCUGUUUUUCUGAAUUAACGGGAUAAUUAUCUCAGAAUUCCACCUCCCCAGGUCACGCCUGUUUGAAGCUCUUCUUCGUGUUGAUUGUGAUGUUUCUGCGGUCGUGCUCCAACAUUAGCUCAGCUUUAUUGUCUGAAACGUGGAUGUUGUACACUUGUAAAGUGCCUUAAUGACCUGUGAUGUCUGUUGAAGAGCUUACAGUUCUACUGGCUUUAAUGAGUAGUUAGGACAUAAUCAGUGCUGCUGUAUCAGUAUGACAGAAUGUACACUUGUGUUUUCCACACAUUCCUCAAUAUAAAUGUGGAUAUUUUUAUAAACAUGUCGGAUUAGAGAGCCAAUGACCUAAAAUCAUUUUUGUAAUCUUGAUAUCGUUUGUCUAUAUUACAGGAAUAAAUCAAAAUGAAAGCAC
Molecule: messenger RNA, 1803 nt
Organism: Cololabis saira (Pacific saury)
Lineage: Eukaryota; Metazoa; Chordata; Actinopteri; Beloniformes; Belonidae
Product: sepiapterin reductase-like
Exons: 3
Coding region: 186-983 (265 amino acids)
Biological process (GO): tetrahydrobiopterin biosynthetic process
Molecular function (GO): sepiapterin reductase (NADP+) activity
Source: RefSeq, a predicted model, not a curated record